AAGAGGGAAAGAAAAUGAACUUGAAAAUAUGAACACUGUCAUCUGUGAUGCUGACAUGAAUGACGGUACAGCUGUCAAAACAACAUGUGACACAAACMAAGAAGAACUGGUGCAAACUAACAAUGCAAACUGCACUGUGUCGUGUGAAGAUGGUACAGGCAUAGAAAAGCAACAACAURACACURAAAAUWUAACAGAAGAAAAGAAUGACAAUUACUCAAUUGAAUGUUCUGCUGAAGAAGAAWGUUGUGCUGAAGAUAAUGUAGACAUGGAAGAUUAUGAACCGAUACCUAUUGAGUACAACUUCAGUCAAAUACCACAACAAUUAASUGGAGCGUGGAUGGAAUUUGAAUCAAAACAAGAAAAUUUUUUGAAAGGAUGCAAAUGGGCCCCUGAUGGAACUUGUCUGUUAACAAACAGUGAUGAUAAUCUUCUCAGACUUUUCAACCUUCCUGCUGAGUUAUAUCAGUCACUCUCUGGAGACAAUUUGACAGAACUGAGUUCAGUUUUGAAGGCAAAGGAAGGUGAAACUAUUUAUGAUUAUUGCUGGUAUCCUUACAUGUCGUCAAUGGACCCUGACACUUGCUGUUUUAUCAGUACAAGCAGAGAUCAUCCCAUCCAUAUGUGGGAUGCCUUYACAGGAGAGUUAAGAUGUUCUUUCAGAGCAUAUAAUCACAUGGACGAGCUUGCAACUGCUACAAGUUUAGCUUUCUCUCAAGAUGGCAGCCAUAUUUAUUGUGGUUUUAACAAAAUGCUUCGUGUGUUUCACACCAAUCGACCUGGACGACAAUGUCAAGAAAGACCAACUUUUGCAAAAAAGGUUGGUCAAAGUGGUUUAAUUUCCUGUAUUGCAAUGAGUCCACCAAACACAAAUCUUUAUGCUCUUGGUUCAUACUCCAAGUCAGUUGGUGUAUACAGCGAGAGUGAUGGAGAACUUCUCUGCCUGCUACAAGGGCAGGUUGGUGGAGUUACACAUGUCAUGUUUUCACCYGAUGUUACUAAGCUAUAUAGUGGUGGAAGAAUGGACAAUGAGAUUCUCUGYUGGGAUCUUAGAAAUCCAGGAAGUGUAUUGUAUAGACUUAUGAGGACUGUAACAACAAAUCAAAGAAUCUACUUUGACUUGGACAGGAGUGGCCAAUAUGUUGUAUCUGGAAGUAACGAUGGUACUAUAUCAGUCUGGGACACUAAUGCCAGUGUAUCAGAUAAUACUGAAUCAACAGAACCAGUCCUUAAACCUUUGAUAACAUAUAUCGGCCAUGGAGACUGUGUGAAUGGUGUAAGUUUUCAUCCCACACUUCCAUUACUGGCAAGUUCUUCUGGACAAAGGCAGUUCCCAUUACCWGGAAAUGAGAACAGUGACAGCAGUGAUGAGGAAGAAACUACAUCACAAGAGAAACAAGACAAUAGUCUUCGGAUUUGGAGCCUUGCUUAAAAAUAUUGAAAAAAAUUACUAGUAAACAGUAAACAUUUUUGCAAUGUGACAUUUAUCUUACCCAUGCUAGCUACAUUCUCAAUUUGUAAAUAGAUAAUAUAGAUAUUUUAUUCAAUGUAAAAAGAAACAUGAUUUUGAGUUAUUCUAGGAAUGAUAAAUCAAGAAAUAAUUUUCAUAUUUUCAUAUGUCGUCAUCUGCCAAGUUCUAAGUCUUGAAUCUCUUUUAUAAGAGCUGCUUCUGAUUUGAUUUUCUCAAGCUGAAAAGAAAGUACAAAUUCUCAAUUACAUUGUGAUAUAAAUACGUUGUUUCCAGGAUGACUUAACAACUAUCAAAAGAUCAUUUUACCUGAUUAACUUCUAGUUUUUUGCCAUCUUUUUGCUGUUGUUUAAGAUCUUCAAUCUGUCUUAAUUUCUAUGAAACAUAGUCACCCAAAUUAUUGCCUUCAAUUGCAUUUGCACUACUUGUUUAAGAUCUUCAAUCUGUCUUAAUUUCUAUGAAACAUAGUCACCCCAAUUAUUGCCUUCAAUUGCAUUUGCACUACUUGUUCAAGGAUGAUGUACAAACCUUUUUUAGGUUUCUUAGUUUCUUGUCAUCAACAGGAAGAUUACUUUGUGAAUAUGGUAAACUUUCUGGUAUAGGAGAUACCUGUAAUACAGUUUUAUCAUUGAA
Molecule: messenger RNA, 2101 nt
Organism: Exaiptasia diaphana
Lineage: Eukaryota; Metazoa; Cnidaria; Anthozoa; Actiniaria; Aiptasiidae
Product: telomerase Cajal body protein 1
Exons: 10
Coding region: 29-1432 (467 amino acids)
Biological process (GO): Cajal body organization
Cellular component (GO): Cajal body
Molecular function (GO): RNA binding; protein binding
Source: RefSeq, a predicted model, not a curated record